AUGGUCGAAUGUCCCACGGACCACAGCGUCGCCACCUCCAAGAUGAACCUUCGUCUGCAACCCCGCAGUAGCUCACAAGGCAAUCCAAUGAGCAACCGAUCGGAACGGAGGACGGCGCUAUUGGCUCGGGAACUGGAGCGCCACAGGGUGGACAUCGCUGCACUAAAUGAGACCUGGUUUUCCAAACAAGGCCAAAUGGAGGAAGUGGGUGCCGUCUACACCUUCUUCUGAAGCGGUCGUCCGAAGGCAGAGCGACAUGUGGGCGUCUCCUUUGCCAUCCGGAACGACAACGUGGGACGACUGCCCUGUCUGUCGCAGGGCAUCAAUAAUCGUCUGAUGAGUUUUUGUCUGCCUCUCCAGGGAGGCAAAUUUGCCAUCAUAGUCAGCACCUACGUUCCCUGAUGACCAGCCCUGACGCCUCAAGGAACAAAUUCUAAGAGGACCUUCACGCGCUCCUGCCGGCUGUGCCGAAGGCAUAUAAGUUGAUUGUCCUUAGUGACUUCAACGCACGCGUCGGUACGGACCAUACUGACUGGAGAGGAGUUCUGGGUCCCCAUGACCUCAAAGGCUCCAAUGACAGUGGCCUACUCCUCCUACGAACCUGCGCAGCACACCGCCUCACCCUGACCAACACGUUCUUUCUCCUUUCGACGCCAUAGAAGGCCACCUGGAUGUACCCUCGGUUGCGACCCUGGCACCUGCUGGACUAUGUCCACGUUCGCAGGCGAGACCAGCGGAACGUGCUGGUGACAAAGGCGACCCCGGGUGCGACAGGUUGACUGAUCAUCGCCUCAUCAUCUUCAAGAUGAGCAUCCGCCUACAGCCUCGCAGGAGACCUCAAGGUAGGCGACCCCCAGGUAAGUUGAAUAUUGCUUUGUCGUCUUUGCCUGCUCACUAUUUGCAUUUCAACAAUGAACUAACUCAACGGCUAAUCAUCCAGUCACCGUUGCUACCGCCGACGAGAACGCCUCCGUGGAGAACCGAUGGUGCCAGUUGAGGAACACGGUCCAGUCAACCGCCUUGACUGUCCUCGGUCGCGCACGUCGUCAACACCAGGGCUGGUUCGACGUCAGUGCCAUCGCCAUCAGCAACUUACUUGCCGAGAAGAACCGACUGCACAUAACCUACGUCAAUCGCCCUACUGAAGACAACAAAGCAGCCCUCCACCAUAGUCGCCGCCUCGUGCAACAGCGGCUGCGAGAGAUGCAGGAGGCCUGA
This is a messenger RNA of Spirometra erinaceieuropaei, 1218 nucleotides long. NCBI's taxonomy places the organism in Eukaryota, Metazoa, Platyhelminthes, Cestoda, Diphyllobothriidea, Diphyllobothriidae. The record is from the annotation of a GenBank genome assembly.